AAAAAAAACAAAAGAAUUCCACCCUCUUCGCCGCCACCUCUGAAUCCUUCCAUUCUUCGGCAUUCCAUCGAAUGCUUGAUGGGCAACACUUGCCGCGGCUCUUUGACGAGCACCAAGUUUUUCCGCAGCUUCGCCGAUCCCACCGACCGCUUCUCCUCCUCCUCCUCCUCCCGCACCCACCCUCACAGCUCCUUCUCCGACGCCGACGAACCCCCCAAACCCGCCCCCCCAAACCCCACCAUGCGCCGCGGUGCUGACAUGCACUCCAGCUGCAUCCUCGGCCACAAGACCGCCAACAUCCGCGAUCUCUACACCCUCGGCCGCAAACUCGGCCAGGGCCAGUUCGGCACCACCUAUCUCUGCACCGAGAUUUCCACUGGCGUUGAGUAUGCUUGCAAGUCCAUCUCCAAGCGCAAACUCAUCUCCAGUGACGACGUCGACGAUGUGCGCCGUGAGAUCCAGAUCAUGCACCAUUUGUCCGGGCAUCGCAAUGUGGUGACCAUCAAGGGCGCGUAUGAGGAUCCACUCUAUGUGCACAUUGUGAUGGAGCUCUGCGCCGGUGGGGAGUUGUUUGAUCGGAUUAUUCAGAGGGGGCAUUAUAGCGAACGGAAGGCGGCCGAGCUCACGAGGAUCAUUGUUGGGGUUGUUGAGGCCUGCCACUCUCUCGGUGUCAUGCAUCGGGAUCUCAAGCCGGAGAACUUCUUAUUGGUGAAUAAGGACGAUGAUUCCUCUCUCAAGGCCAUUGAUUUCGGGCUCUCCGUGUUCUUCAAGCCUGGCCAAAUUUUUACUGACGUGGUGGGUAGCCCCUAUUAUGUUGCUCCAGAGGUGCUAUGCAAGCACUAUGGGCCGGAAGCUGAUGUUUGGACCGCUGGAGUUAUACUCUAUAUAUUGCUGAGUGGUGUACCUCCUUUCUGGGCAGAGACACAGCAAGGAAUCUUUGAUGCAGUUCUUAAAGGGGUCAUUGAUUUUGACUCAGAUCCAUGGCCAGUAAUAUCUGAUAGUGCCAAGGAUCUUAUCAGAAAAAUGCUCUGCUCUCGGCCUUCUGAUCGCUUGACUGCCCAUCAAGUACUAUGUCAUCCAUGGAUCUGUGAAAAUGGUGUUGCUCCGGACAGAGCCCUGGAUCCAGCUGUCCUCUCACGUCUCAAACAGUUCUCAGCAAUGAAUAAGUUGAAGAAAAUGGCUUUGCGUGUUAUUGCUGAAAGCUUGUCAGAGGAGGAGAUUGCUGGAUUAAGGGAAAUGUUCCAGGCAAUGGACACAGACGACAGUGGUGCAAUCACUUUCGAUGAGCUGAAAGCAGGUUUGAGAAGAUAUGGUUCAACACUAAAGGAAUCAGAGAUCCGAGAUCUCAUGGAUGCAGCUGAUGUGGACAACAGUGGCACCAUUGAUUACGGAGAAUUCAUUGCUGCAACAGUGCAUCUUAACAAACUAGAACGUGAAGAACAUUUAGUGGCAGCAUUUUCAUAUUUUGACAAGGAUGGAAGCGGUUAUAUCACAGUUGAUGAACUUCAACAAGCUUGUAAAGAGCACAACAUGGAAGAUGUUUUUCUUGAGGACAUAAUCAGAGAAGUUGAUCAGGAUAAUGAUGGCCGCAUCGAUUACGGUGAAUUUGUUGCCAUGAUGCGCAAGGGCAAUAUGGGACUGGGGCUAGGAAGGCGAACCAUGCGUAACAGCAUGAACAUUAACACAAGGGAUGCAUCUGGAGCUCACUGA
Molecule: messenger RNA, 1710 nt
Organism: Dioscorea cayenensis subsp. rotundata (Guinea yam)
Lineage: Eukaryota; Viridiplantae; Streptophyta; Magnoliopsida; Dioscoreales; Dioscoreaceae
Product: calcium-dependent protein kinase 26-like
Biological process (GO): peptidyl-serine phosphorylation; protein autophosphorylation; intracellular signal transduction
Cellular component (GO): nucleus; cytoplasm
Molecular function (GO): calmodulin binding; ATP binding; calcium-dependent protein serine/threonine kinase activity
Source: RefSeq, a predicted model, not a curated record